UCUGACAUUUAGUGGUAGGGAAAUGUUUCUUUUGGGGUUAGUUUUACGCAACUGACAUAUUUUCUUUGCGAGGUGUGAUUGUUAAAAUAAAAUAAAUAAUAUAAUUUAAUUAAACAUCAUUAUCAAAAAAAUCGAAGAUGUCUGCAUUCAAAGCUGUUCGUCAAACGGCCAUAGUCGGCAAUAUUUUGAAUAAUUGGAAUAGUGGAACUUCUGUAACUCGCAGAGCAUUGAAUACCGCGAGAAUUAUACGCAGUAACCGAGGUGCUUAUGCCGCUUUACUUCAUUGUUACCAUUGUCAACCUGCAUUGAGCUCACCUUCCCCGGCCCUUCAACAAUACGUGCGUCAGUAUGCGGCCGAAAAAAAAGUAUUUGAACGCACAAAGCCGCAUUGUAAUGUAGGCACAAUUGGUCAUGUUGAUCAUGGCAAAACUACAUUAACUGCAGCAAUAACAAAAGUCUUAGCCGAUAAGAAAUUAGCAGAAAGCAAGAAGUAUAAUGAAAUUGAUAAUGCACCUGAGGAAAAGGCACGUGGAAUCACCAUUAAUGUAGCACAUAUUGAAUAUCAGACAGAGAAUCGGCACUAUGGUCAUACUGAUUGUCCUGGUCAUGCUGAUUACAUAAAAAAUAUGAUUACAGGUACUGCACAGAUGGACGGUGCAAUUUUGGUGGUAGCAGCUACUGACGGAGCUAUGCCACAGACUAGAGAACAUUUGUUGCUUGCAAAGCAGAUUGGUAUAAAUCAUAUUGUCGUAUUUAUAAAUAAAGUAGAUGCAGCCGAUCAAGAAAUGGUUGAUUUAGUAGAAAUGGAAAUACGUGAACUUAUGUCUGAAAUGGGUUAUGAUGGUGAUAACGUUCCUAUUGUUAAAGGAUCAGCGUUAUGUGCUUUGGAAGGAAAUAAACCAGAAAUUGGUUCAGAAGCAAUAAUAAAAUUACUUGCUGAGGUUGAUAGAUUUAUACCAACACCCGUGCGUGAAUUAGAUAAACCAUUCCUUUUACCAGUUGAAAACGUUUAUUCUAUUCCUGGACGCGGAACUGUUGUGACAGGCCGUUUGGAACGUGGAAUUGUUAAAAAGGGAAUGGAAUGUGAAUUUGUUGGCUACAAUAAAGUACUAAAAUCAACUGUAACCGGGGUUGAAAUGUUCCAUCAAAUUUUAGAGGAAGCUCAAGCCGGUGAUCAAUUAGGUGCAUUAGUUCGAGGUGUCAAACGUGACGAUAUCAAGCGCGGUAUGGUUAUGUGCAAACCAGGUACCGUGAAGGCACUGGAUCAACUUGAGGCACAAGUGUACAUAUUAUCUAAAGAAGAAGGUGGUAGACCAAAACCAUUUAUGUCUUUCAUUCAAUUGCAAAUGUUCUCACGUACAUGGGAUUGUGCUGUCCAAGUCCAAAUACCCGAUAAAGAAAUGGUUAUGCCUGGUGAAGAUACUAAACUUAUUUUACGCUUAAUACGGCCUAUGGUGUUAGAACAAGGACAACGUUUUACAUUACGUGAUGGUAAUCUAACACUUGGCACUGGAGUUGUGACGAAAGUUUUAGCAACAUUAAGUGAAAGUGAACGUUUAGAACUGACAGAAGGCAAGAAAGCACGAGAGAAAAAACAAGCCGCUAAAAAGUAAAACUUGUUUGCAGGAUACAUAUUGCCUUUUAAUUGUCUUUUAUAAUUAAAAAUACUUAAAUAUAGUUUUAAUACAUAUAUAAUUAGUUUAUGGAUGUCUUAAUUUCUAACAUUGUACUUUUGAAAUUUUUAAUUCAAUACAAAAUGUAAACAAUAAGAAACGAGAAAUGUUAAUUGAGGUCUCUUGAAGUAAGAAAUAAAAAGCUUAAAAAGUAUUGUAUUCAAAUGUU
This is a messenger RNA of Teleopsis dalmanni, 1842 nucleotides long. It is a transcript of the gene mEFTu1, whose product is annotated as elongation factor Tu. Bases 138 to 1613 code for a protein of 491 amino acids. The record is from RefSeq and is a predicted model, not a curated record. Lineage: Eukaryota; Metazoa; Arthropoda; Insecta; Diptera; Diopsidae. The transcript is spliced from 2 exons. Gene Ontology annotation, cellular component: mitochondrion. Gene Ontology annotation, biological process: mitochondrial translational elongation. Gene Ontology annotation, molecular function: translation elongation factor activity; GTPase activity; GTP binding.